UUGGAUGCGAUGCCGUUUUGCUCGUCAACUGACAGCGCCGGUUUGUUGUUUUGAUGAUGCGAUUUUGAAAGUGCAUUUGUGUGGGCGGUGGGCGGCAGUGCUUAUCGCAGGAGUGUUGUUUUCGUUGUUUUACGAGCUGCGGAACAGAUUGAACCGAAGGAAUCCUGCGGCGAAAAUUUGAUAUCAAACAGCGGUCUAAUUGCACUGCAAGUGAGUGGUGGCCAAACAAAUACUUAAGCGUGCUCCGUAAUAAUUUGUGAUUUGUGAAGCAUUGAUUGUCGGAGUCCAUGGACACAAUGUCCGAAAAGUUUCCCGUAAAAUUGUGUCGCGAAGUUCACGAUCCGGAAAAUCCGCUCGUUUUUCUAGACGUUAGAAUCGGCGACGAGAGAGUUGGACGGAUUUUGAUCGAGCUGCGUGCCGAUGUGGUUCCGAAAACGGCGGAAAAUUUCCGGGCUCUUUGCACCGGAGAAAAAGGCAGCUCGGCCUCAACCGGAACACGGCUGCACUAUAAGGGCAUUCCCUUUCAUAAGGUGAAGUCGCUGUUCAUGUCCCAAUCGGGGGACGUUGUGCAUCGAAAUGGAACCGGAGGGGAAAGCAUCUACGGGAAGACCUUCGACGACGAGAAUUUCAUCCUGAAGCACGAAGAUGGGGCAGUCAGUAUGGCUAACUUUGGAAGGCCGAACACCAACAACUCGCAGUUUUUCAUUACCUCGGGCGAAUGUCCGCACUUGAAUGGCACCCACGUGGUGGUCGGCUACGUUAUCCGCGGAAUUGGCGUUAUCGGAGAAAUGGAGAAAUAUGCCUCAGACGAGGGACUGCCGACGAAGGAAAUUAUCAUCGCGGAUUGCGGCCAGAUAGCUCCCGGUGCCGAUUGGGGCGUUAACGACUGUGAUGAAACCGCGGACAAGCUUCCUCCGUUCCCCAAGGAUUGGGGCAAAUUCGAGGAUAAUUUCACGAUUUCGGAAAUGUUGGAUUACUUGGACUGCAUAAAGAUAGCUGGAAAUCAGUUUUUCAAGGAGAAACAGUGGGUAGAAGCUUGCCGUCGUUACAAAAAAGCCGAGCGUUACUUUAACUUUUUCAACAACAAAAUUCGCACUAUCGAAGACCGCAUCAAGUUGGAACAGUUCCAGUUGAUGAAUAGCUUAAACAUGGCUGCGGCUCUGCUCAAACUGGAGGACUACGAAAAUGUUCUGUUUGCGUGCAACUCAGCCCUCGGAUUGGAUCCAACCAAUACGAAAGCCUUGUACCGCAGGGGUCAAGCGCACAACAAGUUGAAAAACUACGAACUGGCCAUUUCGGAUCUGAGCCAAGCUUUGCAGCAAAUUCCCAGCGACAAACUGAUCCAGGCCGAGCUGAGCCAGGCGAAGGCUAAACUUGGAGACUACCGGGCGCAGCAGAGAAUCGCUUUUACCAAGUACUUCAACUGAAGUAUGCUCGCAUGAAAUGAAUACUCGUUGUGCUCGUUGUUUUAGAUGGAAUCCUAUUAAUAUUUACAAGCUGUGCUGUGACAAGUUUCGGUGUUUUCGAAGACAAAUAAACUGUGAAUCGUUUAAGUAUA
Aedes aegypti (yellow fever mosquito) is the source of this 1558-nucleotide messenger RNA. It is a transcript of the gene Cyp40, whose product is annotated as peptidyl-prolyl cis-trans isomerase D. The coding region runs from base 288 to 1427 and encodes 379 amino acids. Gene Ontology annotation, cellular component: intracellular membrane-bounded organelle. Gene Ontology annotation, molecular function: protein binding; peptidyl-prolyl cis-trans isomerase activity. The transcript has 4 exons. NCBI's taxonomy places the organism in Eukaryota, Metazoa, Arthropoda, Insecta, Diptera, Culicidae. The record is from RefSeq and is a predicted model, not a curated record. Gene Ontology annotation, biological process: protein peptidyl-prolyl isomerization.